GCUUUUAAGUUCAAAAACCCUUCGUCAGGCUAAGGACACUGCAGCAGUUGGUGUGUGCUCUUCCUGGAUGGAAUGAAAAGUAAACAAGCCAGGGGCUGGGCUGGGGAGUCAGUUGCCAGGCAGAUUGUAAUGUAUCAAAAACCCAAUGUCUAUGUUUAGUCUGUGAUCUCUAGUAUCCAGGAGGUUGAUGAAAUGGAGCUCAUAGGCUCGUCUCUGGAGUGCUCUUAAGCUUUCUGCUGUCCCCCAGCUGCACUUCUCUACAUCUACAUUUGUUACAAAAAGUAUGUGCAUGCAUUCACAAAGUUGCACAAUGACAUUUCCUGUACUGACAGUCUUCGUGGUGACUCUCUUCAGUAUUUCACUAUGUCAAGAUAUAACAAAUACUACAGUGCUCGAUCUUCUUCAGGAAUUCAAACUGUCCACAGCAUCAGAUAAACACAUAAUAGAAGGAUCAAACCCAGGAUCUAUAGCCUAUCGCAUAAGUCCUAACAUACAGCUCAGGAAAAAUACAAGUGCUGGUUUUCCAGAUGGCUUCCCUUCCGAAUACUCUAUCAUUGCUACUUUUAAAAUGCUGGAAGACACUUCACAAAAUAUGUGGCAUUUAUGGCAAGUUAGUGAUUCUGAUGGCAAAGACAAAGUUGGAAUUCAGGUUCUGAGAGACAACAAAAAUCUGGAUUUCUUUUAUGCCAGUUCAUAUAAAAUAAUCCUGUUCAGGACAUUCAACAACAUGGACAAAAUUUUUGAUAGCUCCUGGCACAAGUUAGCAUUAAGUGUGAAAGGGAGUAAUGUAAAAUUGCUGAUUGAUUGUCAGGAGGUCAGUGCAGUUCCCACAAAUGAACACGGAGACAUUUACAGAAAUUUGCACACUUCCCUAGUAAAAAGAUCAGUCGAAAAGUCUUCUGUUUUGGUGGACUUGCAGCAACUUGAAAUGCAUUGUGAUGCAGAUAAAGCAUACUCAGAAGGAUGCUGUGAACUUUCUGAUACUUGUGAAAGAAGUUGUAAAUGUGCCCAUGGAAGAUCACAAGAUCAAGGAACAACAGGCCCCAAGGGAAUACAUGGCCACCUAGGAGAUUAUGGAAACACUGGAAAUCCUGGUCCAAAAGGUGAUACAGGUCCUCCAGGUCUCAAAGGAUUACCAGGAGUAAAAGGUUUUAAAGGGGUAUCUGGAUCACCUGGAAACAGAGGAGGACUUGGAGCAAAAGGAUAUAAGGGAGAACAAGGAGAACCAGGCAUUGUAGGAAUCAUGGGAUUCCAAGGAGUGAAGGGUGAUAAAGGCUUGUCUGGAGCUGAUGGUUUACCAGGCCAGCAAGGACCUAGGGGCCCAGUUGGUGAUCAAGGGGAUUAUGGUCUACUAGGUCCGAAAGGAGCUCUAGGUUUUACUGGACCUCCUGGAAGGAAAGGUACACUUGGUCAAAAGGGAAUAAGUGGAGACCUUGGACUGCCUGGGAGAGAGGGGGAUCCUGGUAUAGAGGCCUAUCAAGGAUUUCAAGGGCCAGAAGGUAGAAAAGGUAUUUCAGGAUUAAAGGGGGAGAAAGGAUUUCUAGGAGAGGCAGGUCCUGAAGGGCUUAGGGGAACAACAGGUGUAACUGGUCCAAAAGGUAUUGCAGGGAUUCCUGGUAGACCUGGUUUUCCUGGUCCCCCUGGAGCUGCUGGUCAUGUAGGGCUGCCAGGACCUCAUGGAUUGAAGGGGAAUGAUGGUGUUCCAGGUGCUAAGGGUAAAAAAGGCGAAAAGGGAGAAAAAGGAAUUAAAGGACCAAAAGGAAAUGUUGGAGAGAAAGGUGUACUUGGACCAGAAGGAAUUGUGGGUAGAAAAGGGUUAGCAGGAAUGAUUGGACCACGAGGCCAACCUGGAGAACAGGGUGUUCCUGGAAAUGAUGGCUUACCUGGGAAUGUUGGAUCAGUUGGACCCCGUGGGCUCCCCUUUCCAGAAACUCGUGUGAUAGAGGUAUGCAAAAGGAUUGCUUUAGAACAAAUGUCCACCUUUGCAAACAAUGUGAUGAGGAAAUGUGCUAGCACAUGCCCACUAUAUGGAGAUGUGCCUAUGGGGUCCCCAGGACCUGUUGGUUUGACUGGACCUCCUGGAAAAGAGGGCAACCCUGGGUUGAAUGGAGUUGAUGGGGAACAUGGCCCUGAAGGGUUUUACGGAGAUUUUGGGAAUCCUGGAAAAAAAGGCUCAAUAGGUGAACGUGGUGACAAAGGCCAUAAAGGUGCCAAAGGUUUUGGGUUGGUUGGCUCUGAGGGCAACCAAGGUCGAAGAGGUGAACAUGGAAGAGAUGGACUAGUGUUUGAUGGACUGCCAGGUCAGCCUGGUUCACGGGGACAUAUGGGGCAACCAGGACUGAGAGGCUAUCCAGGAUUUAGAGGACCUUCAGGCAUAUGCAAAAUAGGAUCCCCAUGCAUACUGGCUUUUGAGAGAGAUGUGGGUAUUAGACGGAGUGAAUGGGGCACUGUUCAGUCUUCAGGAUUCUACAAGUUCAAGAUAGUUGGCUAAUUCAAGAUAUAUGGCUUGAAUAUUGCUUCAGGUGAGGUAAUUUUUGCUGCCUUCACCCAACUGAGAGGAUUUACACCAGCACUUUGCUGUCCAGAUACCAUCCAGAUACCAUCUAUGACAAUGAAUAAGGGUUUGGCUUGGACAAGAAAAUAUUUCAAUUUUCCAUACUUUUCAUCAUUCAGGCACCAGCUUCCACAAACCUUCUUUGUGUUGUAUCUUUUUUGUUGGGAGCAACAAGAGCUGAACACAGUAUUCCAGAGAUGAAAUAUCACUUACAUAUUCUGAUGUUUUCCAUGUGCUCCAUCUCAUUCCAUACAUGCAUCUUAGUAUUUUGUUUGUUUUUUACCUUUGUAACAUACCAUUUAAAAAUUUCUUCACCACACUGUCUGUAGCAGGGGAGGGCAAUUAGUUUGGGUGGUGGGCUGCUUAUCAAAUGUUGGCAAGCUACAUGGGUAGUCCUGCCCCUUGACAGCUGCCCCGCCCCCUGGUUGCCACCUUGGGACCAGAAGUCCUGCCCCUUAACCUCUGACCUUCAGCACCAGGAGUCCCUCCCCUUGCUGCUCUCUCCCCCCCACCCCCCAUUCCCCUUUUGGGAGGGGGGUUGUCAUAACGAGAGAGAACCUGAAUCAUACACUAGAAGUCAAACACCUACUAUAAUAUAUUUUAAUUUUAUUAUAAAAAAAUUUGUCAUGACUUGUGAUUGUGUACUGUAUAUAGAAGGGAUUGCAUAAUAACUCAAAAAUAAAGUUUCAUUUUUUAUAGUG
Alligator mississippiensis (American alligator) is the source of this 3255-nucleotide messenger RNA. RefSeq names its product collagen alpha-1(IX) chain. Bases 284 to 2491 code for a protein of 735 amino acids. The record is from RefSeq and is a predicted model, not a curated record. NCBI's taxonomy places the organism in Eukaryota, Metazoa, Chordata, Crocodylia, Alligatoridae. The transcript is spliced from 30 exons.